Messenger RNA from Puccinia graminis f. sp. tritici CRL 75-36-700-3, 363 nucleotides. RefSeq lists its product as uncharacterized. The record is from RefSeq and is a predicted model, not a curated record. Bases 1 to 363 code for a protein of 120 amino acids. NCBI's taxonomy places the organism in Eukaryota, Fungi, Basidiomycota, Pucciniomycetes, Pucciniales, Pucciniaceae. The transcript has a single exon.
AUGGGAUCUCAGGUGGAGGGCAAUGACGCACAACUGUACUGCCAGCUAGACCUAGAAGAGAUGAUCGGAGGCGAGCGGAUGAGAUCGGAAGCGAAUGAACAACAGGAGGGGGAGGAGGAGUCAGAGGAGCCGAUUGUCCUAACAAUCACUCCUGAGGAAGGAGACCGGUCAGCCUUGGUACAAGAGAUGUUCCGCGCCAUGUCCUACUGCGCUUCUCUCCAUCCAACCUCAUUGCCCAGGAUCGAGGACCAAGCCGACAAGGACGACCAUCAUCUACUGGAUGCCCUUCUGAGUCACGAUAAUUCCCCCGAACAACCUCCCGCUGACCAUCUUGCUGCUGCCAAUCGAUUCCAGCCUUAUUGA